AUGAGGAAACAACAGCAACAAACUCAGCAAUCAGAGUUUUUGAAUUGCCCAAGAUGUGACUCUACAAACACCAAAUUUUGUUACUACAACAACUGCAACAAGUCUCAGCCUCGCCAUUUCUGCAGAGCUUGUAAGAGGCACUGGAUUAAAGGCGGAACUUUACGCAAUGUUCCUAUUGGUGGUGGCAGGAAGAAUAAGAGGGUAAAAAAAUCAACCACCCCCUCUACUUGCACCACCACUGUCUCAACCUUAAUUGGCAACACGGGUGGCGGGUCAUGUAGCCACAUGACAAUGAAUCCAACUCCUCUUGCAGUGAGUAAUCAGAAAAGCAUCCCUUCCUCUUUUUAUCAAGUUCAAGCUUUGAUUCGUCAACAGAAUCUGAUGAAUACUGGAGACUUAGAAAGCAAAGAUUUUGGUAUUGGUAAUAGCAUCUUUCUGAGUUCAACUUUGCCUCUUCCUCAAAACCAAAGCCUACACUUUCCCUUCUCGACCUCAAGCUCUUUUGACACAAACCCUUGUGCAGUAUCAACUUCUCUGCGAUCCUCCAAUGUUUAUAACUAUGGGGAGGAGUUUAAAACAAUGGAGGAACCAACCAUCAACUACAUAAUGCCCAGCACAAGUGGCAGUAACACACAACCAUGGGAGAUACCAGCAACAAGUGCUGGCAUGGAAACUUCAAACUAUUGGAAUUGGGAGGACAUUGAUUCUUUGGUCUCAACUGAUCUGAAAGAUCCCUGGGAUGAUUCUGAUAUCAAACCAUGA
Gastrolobium bilobum is the source of this 762-nucleotide messenger RNA. Its product is annotated as dof zinc finger protein DOF1.4-like. Gene Ontology annotation, biological process: regulation of DNA-templated transcription. NCBI's taxonomy places the organism in Eukaryota, Viridiplantae, Streptophyta, Magnoliopsida, Fabales, Fabaceae. Gene Ontology annotation, molecular function: DNA-binding transcription factor activity; DNA binding. Bases 1 to 762 code for a protein of 253 amino acids. The transcript is spliced from 2 exons. The record is from RefSeq and is a predicted model, not a curated record.